UCAUACAUACUACACAUCACACAGAGGUCAGAGGGUGCCUUGACACCGGCCAUGAGAACUGAACCCGAAAAAAUCAAAUCCACUUUCCCUUUCCUCUGAAACAUUGUUUAGGGAGUAAUCAAUUAUUUUUUAAUACCAGACAGGCUAUUCAUACAUUUUAAAAAGAGCUUUAGUUCAUCAUUUGAUAUAUUUUGUCAUUAAAUUACGUAAUGUAGUUUCAUGUAAUUAGUUACUCCCCAACACUGACCAUAGUACAGUACAGUACUGUACUGCAGUGGUUCCCAACCUUUUAUUGUCUUGAGUAUCCCCUGAACAAUUUUGUCAUAACAUGAGUACCCAUCACUCAUACUUGUUGAUGAUUCUCCAAAAGUAGAACUCAAUGCAAUUUAUCAUUGAAUGAAAAAUCAUUUUAUUUUUUAUAAUCACUUGAACGUGAACCUCAGGCAUUGUCUCAAAUGAAACAUAAUUAUAUACAUAUAUAGCCUUGAAUAUAAGUCAUGUAAAUAAAACAAAUAUGAAAUGCCUCUGUUAUGUAUAACUCAUAACAUUUACUGAGUGUUAUAUGAACGCCCUCCUGAAUCCUGAGCAACUGGAUGGAUUUAAGGAAGCUUGAAAUAAUUGCUUAGUUGCAUAAGGAAGGCUGUUUUCAAACUGUUCCAGAAGGAAACACCUGACUGAGAUAGAUAGGUAGAUAGAUAGAUAGAUAGAGAUACUGCAUCCUGUGGGGGAAAUUAUAUUUACUAGGUAUAACAAAGUGUUUAAAACCUUUCCACAUGAGCCAAAUACUCGGUGUCUGCUAUAAUGAGUGAAAUGGGGGGGGAAAAGAGGACAGAUGAAACUCAUUCACUGCCAUUGACGGCUUUUGAAGUCAAAUAGCCAUGUUCCAAGUUGCGCCGCUAAACUCCUGAUAAGGUUGCUCGGCCCGCGAGUGGGAAAGCGAGCAAGUGCUCAAAUCAACAACCAGCAUCUCUCUCCUCGCAUUAAAAAAUUUAAUCCUACGAAAUAAUCCCAAAUUUUAAUAAAUGCACCAGUAUUCUUAUUACAUCUUUUUUCAGUAACAGUACUGGAUUAGUUACAUUUAAAAAAAAAAUCCUGAAUACAUAAUGCCGGUACAUGUAUUCCGUGACACCUGUCCAAGCCUGUUUCUAUGUACUCCGUGCAAUGUGCUCGCGUACCCCUGGUUUGAAAUACUGCUGUACUGGCCUCUGGAAUUUUGUAAACAAGGUCUACAGGUUGUAAUACACCCUCCUGGACACAGAAGGCGCUACCUGCGGUUUGAGUGCAAAAUGAAGCCGGGAGAGGCGAGGGAGGGAAAGAGGGAGGGAGGAAGAAUCAUCAUCGCCAGGCAGAGUCCAUACUCCAUUCCUCGCUUAACUCUCUCCUGAAGUCGGACUAGCUUCAGCAUCUGGCGUCACGUACGAGCCACGGUGCGUAUUAGCCACCUCGAACAAGUGAACGCGAGCCGGGAGUUCCCACUUUAUGGAAAGAACGGCGACAAAUAAGGUCCACACUUUGAAUUCCAAGCUGUGUUGAAUGUCCGAAGCCGUUCCCCGGAUACAUUGGCGACCAACCACCGAGCUCGAGCUGCUGUCACCCGCAAGGCCGCCGACGCACCGGGCGGGGAUUUCACUUUCUCCCAUUCCGGAUGUAUGGACGGAGCCAACGCGUAGCCGCCUAGCAGCCCGGGGUAAACUCGUCUCUGUUGGACUCGGUGUGCUGGCAACCCCCGACGCUGUCGUGGCCCGUCCGGUGGCUCAGCUGUCCAUACCCAUUAAUGGAAAAUUUGAAAUUGUAAAAGAGGGUGAGGAGGCGCUUCUUAUUGACUUCUCCCUAGUUUCUGGACUCAAGAUACGGAUAAAAGGAGAAAAAGCCCCAGAACUCUUGUUAGAACUGCAGGAUGACGAACGCACGCAGACUUUCCUCACCCAGGUGAUAAGCGCUCAACAACAAGCUCAGUUGAAUUCCACCAAGCCCAGCGUAAUGGAUCCCUUUGCACAAAUACCUCCAGGGGGAGAUCGAGUCCCCAUCCCACCUCAGAGAGGACACAAGACUGCCAAUUGUGUGGACUCUGAAGUCAACACACCCACUGUGACUGGCACACUGCCCUCCGCCCUCGACAGCAGCAUAACCACACAUCAGGCCCAGUCUCUGGCCUCAGACUUCAGCUUUGAGGAGAACUUCAAUCACACUUUGAAAGUGGAGGAAAAGAAGAACCACCAGAACAAGAUAGUUGCUUCUCGGGAUCCUCCCCCUGUUCCUCCUCUUCCUCCCCGCAAAGCGUCCUUCACUCCAUCUUAUCAGCUGCCUCCUGCUCCCCUCCCGAAAGAGAGAGCCUCCUUUCAGGCCAAAGACAACUCCACGGGUAUCACCAGACCAGAUGGUUUUAGGUCGAGCUUCGAUCGGGCGGACAGGUCUCCGUCCUGGUGCGAGAGUCCCACCACAAACACCAUGAGACAGGCCAUGUUCUCCACCCAGGCGGGACAGAGAGAAUACCUCAUCAAACACCGCCUGGGAAAGAAAGAAAACGAAUAUGUGGACAUCCAGAACUUUAGGUUCUUCAGUGGUACGUGGAACGUGAACGGGCAGUCUCCAGACAGCAGCCUUGAGUCGUGGCUCUCUUGUGACGCGGAACCUCCUGACAUGUAUGCCGUGGGUUUUCAAGAGUUGGACCUGAGCACUGAAGCGUUCUUCUACAUGGACUCAUCCAAGGAGCAACUCUGGGUGGAGGCAGUUGAAAGAGGCCUGCACCCUAAAGCACAGUACAAGAGGGUUCGCAUAAUUAGACUGGUUGGGAUGAUGCUAGUGGUCUUCAUCAAUAAGAUACACAAGAAACAUAUGAAAGAAGUGGCUGCAGAACAUGUCGGAACCGGAAUCAUGGGGAAAAUGGGGAACAAAGGAGGCGUGGCAGUGAGGUUUGUGUUCCACAACACCAGCUUCUGCAUCGUCAACUCGCAUCUUGCGGCGCACGUGGAGGACUUUGAGCGGCGCAAUCAGGACUAUAAAGACAUUUGCGCCCGCAUGACCUUCCACCUACUGGACCACCCCCCUCUUAGUAUCCACAAGCACGAUGUGGUAAUCUGGUUUGGCGAUUUAAACUAUCGCCUCUUCAUGUAUGAUGCUUCUGAGGUCAAGCAUCUCAUUUCCCAGUAUGAGCUGAAAAAGCUUCAGGAGUUUGAUCAGCUAAACAUUCAGCGGCAGACCAAACGAGCUUUCACUGACUUCAUAGAAGGAGAGAUCAACUUCAUCCCAACUUACAAAUACGAUUCCAAAACAGACAGAUGGGACUCGAGCGGGAAGUGCCGCGUUCCAGCAUGGUGUGACAGGAUCCUGUGGCGGGGCAACAAUGUCAAGCAGCUCAAGUAUCGCAGUCACAUGGAGCUGAAAACAAGCGACCACAAACCGGUUAGCUCCAUCUUCAAGAUCGGGGUGAAGGUGGUCAAUGAGCAGCGCCACAAAAAGGUGUUUGAGGAGAUUGUCCGCCACAUGGACAGAAUGGAGAACGAUUUUCUUCCCUCUGUGUCUCUGAGCCGGAGAGAGUUUGCAUUUGAGAACGUGAAGUUCCGGCAGCUCGAGAGGGAGCGUUUGCUCAUCAAGAACGACGGGCAGGUCCCUUGCCACUUCGCCUUCAUCCCCAAACUCAAUGACUCGCAGUACUGCAAGUCGUGGCUGCGUGCCGAGCCCAGCGAAGGAUUCUUGGAACCGAAUGAGACCCUGGAGAUCUACCUGGAGGUUUACGUGAGUAAAGACUCGGUCACGCUGCUCAACUCAGGCGAGGACGGCAUCGAGGACAUCCUGGUGCUCCACCUGGACCGAGGCAAGGACUACUUCAUCACCAUCUCCGGCAAUUACCUGCCCAGCUGCUUCGGCACCUCGCUGGACACCCUGUGCCGUAUGAAGAAGCCCAUCCGGGAGAUCCCCAUCACCAAACUCAUCGACUUGGGAGAGGACACCUUCACCGAGAAGGAAAAGUCCAGAAUGAACUUCCUGUCGGUGGAUGGCGCAAGCACAGAAGACAAACCUCUAAAGAUCCCCAAGGAGAUGUGGAUUCUGGUCAACCACCUCUUCACCAAGGCUUGUGAUCAGGAGGACCUGUUCCAAACGCCGGGAUUAAAGGAGGAGCUACAGAGCAUCAUUGACAGUCUGGACACCAGCAUUCCAGACGCCGUCCCUGGUUGCAACCACUCUGUGGCCGAGGCUCUGUUGAUCUUCUUAGAGGCCUUGCCCGAGCCAGUUGUGUGCUACGAGCUCUACCAACGGUGCCUGGACUGUGCUCACAACAGCCGCCUCUGCAAACAGUUGAUCGCCCAGCUGCCCCGAGCCCACCUUAAUGCGUUUCGCUACUUGAUGGGUUUCCUGAAGGAGCUGCUCAAGCACGCGCACAACAACAACCUCACAGCCAGCCUCAUCGCCACCCUCUUUGCCAGCCUCCUCAUCAGACCUCCUCCCCGUGUUGCGAGCCGACAGACGUCCCACGACCGGCAGAAAGCCAUUGGCUUUGUCUUGGGUUUCCUCAUGGCGGGAGAUGAAGAGUAGCUAAUUCAACGGUGUCUCUCCAUCGGCGCCAAAGAACGUUGUGCAACAAGUGACCCUUCAGCUUUCAUCUGGUGGAACGCAUCCACAAACUCUCAUGCGAGAGAUCCCAGAUGCCUCGUUGUGGGGAGUCCAUUAGACGUUUUAGCAGUUUUACCAAGUUGUCCUUCUCAAUGGCCGCUGUCUGGAUUUACAAGCACUUUGGAGAGGUGUGACCUGUUGUUACGCACUUUCCGAUGACCUGAAGGACCUGUUCCUUCAGAUCACACGUCCUCGUUCUCAACGGACUCAAAAUGGACACCCUAAAAGGAAGAGAGUGGUGCACAUGUUAAAACACUAUGCUUCAUUGCUAUGCUAGCAUAGCUCUCAUAGAAGUUGCAAAUUAAAUCCACCUGUAGAUGUUAGCGUUUAUUUUAGGUUCAUCCUGAAAUUUCACCCAAAAGCUCAAUCUUGCCAACUUUUGCGCAUACCACAUAUUGUGACCACCUUUCUUUCGAAAUCAUCCAUUUUACAACUGUUUAGGUUGAAGGGGUCCAUCUUCUGAUACCUGCUACAACUGUCUGUUAUGUUGUAGCUGAUGUUUAGAUGUUUGCAUUUCCACAAAGUGGAUUGAAGUUUUAAAUAGAAAUGUCCAUCAUCAUAUGACAACAUUUCAUCACGAGUGUUUGCUGUGAUCAUUGUGUGAGAAUCUUGGGAGCCUCACAUCAAGUUUGUCCUGUUCCUCUGGACUUUUCGAUUGAUGCGCCGACUUCCUGCUCAAAGGCAACAGUGCAACCUGUUGUCCUCAAGGCUGUAAAUAGCAAUUGUUUACCUUUUGGUGUGACGUCUGUUAUCGUUGGCUGUCAUGAAAGUGGUACUAUCGACACGUGUAUAUUUUCUUACCGCCUACAUUUGCUGCUCUCGCACUGUUUUCCCCUUACUGUAACUCCACGAGGCAAAAGUGACGCAGCAUAUUUGAGUGCAGCUUUUACAAUGUUUAUUGUCUCAUCACGUGAUGUGCUGUAGUUCAUAGACCAAUCAGAUCACGGGUAAUUAAACAGUGCAUAUGGGAGUGAUGGUGAGACAGAUGACAAAUGAAUGGGUUAUUCUAUUCAUUGAUACUCAUUAGUUUUUCUUUGCCUUGUGAUGCUUCAUCUUAAAUGUGAGCACAUGAUAUAACUGCUGAUGAUCAUGCUUGUAGCUUGAAAUCUGUUUUUGUUGCCGUCAGAGUUGGGAGGAAACGUCACGGUUUGGGAGAGACAUUAUUGUUCCAUUUUUUUCAUUUUUUAUUUUUUUUUAAAUGUACUCUUACUCAUGCUUUAUGAAUCCCACUUUCACGACCUCACCUGUAAUCAAAACCUCACACUCAAGUGUGUUGUAUGCUAGUGAAUUAUCUAUUUAUGGGAAUUUAUUGUGCAGCUACGUGGUCACCACCUUCUCCAAAUGAAGGUACUCGAACCAACACUUUGCAUUCAUCUUUUCAGCUUCUUUGGUACUUUUUAAUUUAUUUAACAGAAAUAAAAAACAUUUUAAGUC
Molecule: messenger RNA, 6045 nt
Organism: Phyllopteryx taeniolatus (common seadragon)
Lineage: Eukaryota; Metazoa; Chordata; Actinopteri; Syngnathiformes; Syngnathidae
Gene: ocrl
Product: OCRL inositol polyphosphate-5-phosphatase
Exons: 23
Coding region: 1534-4533 (999 amino acids)
Biological process (GO): signal transduction; phosphatidylinositol dephosphorylation
Cellular component (GO): membrane; cytoplasm
Molecular function (GO): inositol phosphate phosphatase activity; phosphatidylinositol-4,5-bisphosphate 5-phosphatase activity
Source: RefSeq, a predicted model, not a curated record